Scomber japonicus (chub mackerel) is the source of this 999-nucleotide messenger RNA. Its product is annotated as clavesin-2-like. Gene Ontology annotation, molecular function: phosphatidylinositol bisphosphate binding. Gene Ontology annotation, cellular component: membrane. NCBI's taxonomy places the organism in Eukaryota, Metazoa, Chordata, Actinopteri, Scombriformes, Scombridae. The record is from RefSeq and is a predicted model, not a curated record.
AUGACUCACUUACAGGCUGGCCUCUCUCCAGAGACCCUGGAGAAGGCCAAGGUUGAACUGAAAGAAAACCCGGAGACUUUACACCAGGACAUCCAGGAGGUCCGGGAUAUGAUCAUCACCCGGCCGGACAUUGGUUUCCUCAGGACAGACGACGCGUUUAUCCUCAGAUUCCUCCGGGCGAGGAAAUUCAACCACUUCGAGGCGUUCCGGUUGCUUGCACAGUACUUUGAGUACCGACAGCAGAACCUGGACAUGUUCAAGAACCUGAAACCCACAGAUCCGGGUAUCAAGCAGGCCCUGAAGGACGGCUUUCCCGGCGUGCUCUCCAACCUGGACAGAUACGGCAGGAAAAUACUGGUCCUGUUCGCUGCCAACUGGGACCAGAGCAGAUACACGUUUGUGGACAUACUGAGAGCUAUACUGCUGUCGCUGGAAUCUAUGAUAGAAGAUCCGGAGCUGCAAGUCAACGGCUUCAUCCUCAUCAUCGACUGGAGUAACUUCACCUUCAAGCAGGCGUCCAAACUGACUCCCAGCAUGCUGCGAUUGGCCAUCGAGGGGCUGCAGGACAGUUUUCCUGCCAGGUUUGGAGGAAUCCACUUUGUGAACCAGCCGUGGUACAUCCACGCUCUGUACACCGUCAUCCGGCCCUUCCUCAAAGACAAGACCAGGAAGAGGAUCUUCAUGCACGGAAACAACCUGAACAGCCUCCACCAGCUGAUCCCUGAGAUCCUGCCGUCGGAGCUCGGGGGGAUGAUGCCGCCGUACGAUAUGGGAACGUGGGCGCGGACGCUUCUGGACCACGCCUACGACGAGGAGACCGACUACUGUCCCGAGUCCUACACCCUGUCAGUACAAGACCUGGAGAGAGACCUGGAGAAGAACCUGUCCCCCAAAACCAUGAAGAGGUCUCAGUCGGUGGUGGAGCCGGGAGUCCUGAAACGACCAGAUAAAGUCAAGAGUGAAGAGGACAACAUGCAGCCGCUGCUCUCGCUGGACUAA